CCCCUUCGUUUUUUGUUUUUGUUUCUGUGAACUUUAUUCUGUACACCUUUUGGUCUGUGAUGUUGCUGCGAGUUGUCCUGCUCCUGUGCCUGGCGACGGCGACGGUGCUGGGACAGCCGCAUGCCCGCGCCAGUGAUCUCUACUACACGGACAUCACGCCGGUCACCGACGACAGCCGCUACACCACCCUCAAUCCGCAGGCAGAGCUCAGAGAGCUGGACAAGGUGAAGCACUCCAAGGGCAACAUAGUCUUCACCUCCGGUGAACGCAUCGCAGGUGACCGCCUGGUGGUGAACCACUACGACGACGAGAGCUUCGCCACCGCGGUGGACAUCGAGGUGCUGAUGAGCUAUCCCGCAGGGUCGAGCACGGGCGUCACCCUCACCUGCAUCGAGAUCUACGUGGACACGACGGCCAGCGAUGCCGGCGGCUUUCUGACCAGAGGCGGCAUUGGCGACACCACAGCCGAGAUCCUGCUCACCUCCAACCUGACCCGCAGCUUCGUCUACGAGACCUUCCUCUAUGGCUACUAGAGAGCGGGCCACCCCACCACCCUGCGGCUCAGAACUCCCCAGACCCUUCUUCAGAUCAGUAUACAGAGCAACAAUAAAAGUUUCGCUUGGAACCCAGCUGUGAUCGUCCUGCCGCACACCAUUUGCCGUAGUAUCAUUAUCGUUAUUAUUAUUAUUAUUACUAUUACUUUUACUAUUAGCUUUAGAUCCUUGAAUUAAAGACGAAAAACGAAACCAACAUUUUGGA
Molecule: messenger RNA, 759 nt
Organism: Drosophila obscura
Lineage: Eukaryota; Metazoa; Arthropoda; Insecta; Diptera; Drosophilidae
Exons: 2
Coding region: 60-533 (157 amino acids)
Source: RefSeq, a predicted model, not a curated record